GUGUGUGUUUGUAAACCUUAUAAUAUGGGGACUUCAGCCAGUAAGCACACCAAUAAAGUGGGGACGUGUGUCAUCGUGGGGACCAAAAAUCGAGUCCCCACAAAGUUAACCAUUGUAGCAUGUCUAUUUCGUUGGGCUGAACCUCCCCCCUUAAAAUCUCGGAAGUCCCCAAGAUGAACACAAUCUCGACAAAAAGUGUGCGAGUGCUUAGGGGGAACUGCUCAAAGUGUGUACACGCCCCCUGUGGCCAAAGACUGUAAAAACAACUGCGGACGCACACUUGAUCACGUGGUACAGCAAUGCUGAACUCUGAUUGGUUGAAACGGGAAGCAAUCAGUGGAACUGUGAGCCAAUGAGGUAUCACCUUGAUCAGUGCUGCAGUUUCCCAGUCCGAAGUGACUGUGCCGAGCUAGCCCAGCGCCUGAGAGCUCUGUGAGUGAACUUUCACCAUCAGACGGAAUGUUUUCAGCGACUACAUGUUUAAUUAAUAAACUGUGCUCGAAUAUAAACCUUAAUAGUGCUGUAAAUUUAAGAUUUUAGUUUCAGUAGUGCCGUGUUCUCGUUAAUUAGCUAGCGCUAGUUAGCUGGCUGUUCUAGCCUGUUAGCUCAGCCCUGACGGGGCAUUUAAGGCCUUUAACCUGCCUCCCUGUAUCAGCCCGUUUAUCGAGACAGUUCGCGCUACGAUGCCUAUGAAUGUUUAACGCGUCUUCCGUAGAGAAGCUGGUGAAGUGUUUAAGGGUGAAAGCUUGGUAAUGAGGAGGAAGAGCCCGACAAACGACGCUGUUUUCCACAUCACCGCCGGCCGCGACAGAGCGGGGCUGGAUGUGAAGUACAUUGGUUCGUUUAAAGGUGAGCAGAGCAGGUAGAUCAGCUUUGACUGAACCUCGACACAGAGAAGGUCGUGUUAGCGCGGUCUGUGGUUGCUGAUUAAGGCAGGGGAGUGUUUGCCGUGACGAACUUCGCGAGAGGAGAGUUCGUGCUGGAGUACAGAGGAGACCUGAUCAGUGCGGAGGAGAGUCGGAGAAGACAGCGGGUUUAUCACAGCGCCGUGAAAGCGUUCCUGUUCGACUUCAUCUGGCACGGAAAGCUCUGGACCAUUGAUGCUGCAAGGGAUGAUGGCACACUUGGAAGACUGGUUAAUGACGACCACAUUAACCCCAACUGUAAAAUGAAGAGAAUCAUUGUGGAGGGAAGGCCACAUUUGUGCCUUUUUGCUUUAAGAGACAUAACACCUGGAGAGGAGAUUACGUAUAAUUAUGGAGAUGGUGAUUGUCCCUGGAGGAGUGAGGUGACAAAAAGUGGAAUGGAAGCAGACAACAAUCAUCUGGAGUCAGAAGGUGCCUCUGGAGAUGAUCAGCAUUGCACCAAGCAUUUACAGCACAAAUCUGCUUUUGGCGUCCAGAUGACAAAAAAUGAAAUGGAAGCAGGAAGUAAUCGUCUGGAGUCAGAUGGUGCCUCUGGAGGCACAGCAUCACAGCAUGAGUCUACUUUCUGUAACGAGAUGACAAAAAAUGGAACGGAAGCAGGAAGUAAUCGUCUGGAGUCAGAUGGUACCUCUGGAGACGAUCACCAUCACACCCAGCAUUCACAGCAUGAGUCUACUUUCUGUAACGAGAUGACAAAAAAUGGAACGGAAGCAGCCAGUAAUCGUCUGGAGUCAGAUGGUACCUCUGGAGACGAUCACCAUCACACCAGCAUUCACAGCAUGAGUCUACUUUCUAUGACAAAAAAUGGAACGGAAGCAGCCAGUAAUCGUCUGGAGUCAGAUGGUACCUCUGGAGACGAUCACCAUCACACCCAGCAUUCACAGCAUGAGUCUACUUUCUGUAACGAGAUGACAAAAAAUGGAACGGAAGCAGCCAGUAAUCGUCUGGAGUCAGAUGGUACCUCUGGAGACGAUCACCAUCACACCCAGCAUUCACAGCAUGAGUCUACUUUCUGUAACGAGGUAUGA
Messenger RNA from Colossoma macropomum (tambaqui), 1954 nucleotides. RefSeq names its product stress protein DDR48-like. NCBI's taxonomy places the organism in Eukaryota, Metazoa, Chordata, Actinopteri, Characiformes, Serrasalmidae. Gene Ontology annotation, molecular function: protein binding. The transcript has 8 exons. The record is from RefSeq and is a predicted model, not a curated record. The coding region runs from base 1169 to 1954 and encodes 261 amino acids.